Epinephelus fuscoguttatus (brown-marbled grouper) is the source of this 951-nucleotide messenger RNA. RefSeq names its product small nuclear ribonucleoprotein polypeptide B2 (gene snrpb2). The record is from RefSeq and is a predicted model, not a curated record. The transcript is spliced from 7 exons. Gene Ontology annotation, molecular function: U1 snRNA binding. Gene Ontology annotation, biological process: mRNA splicing, via spliceosome. The coding region runs from base 113 to 772 and encodes 219 amino acids. NCBI's taxonomy places the organism in Eukaryota, Metazoa, Chordata, Actinopteri, Perciformes, Serranidae. Gene Ontology annotation, cellular component: U1 snRNP.
GUUUCCUGUUGUGUGUGAGCGGUGUGGAGAGGAGGCAAGUUUAGUAUUUUGUAGCUUUCUCUUUAUAUUCAUCUGUCUGUAGUUUCACCACAUCGCUGGGACAGACACCACCAUGGAUAUCCGGCCAAACCACACAAUUUACAUCAACAAUAUAAAUGAUAAAGUCAAGAAAGAAGAGAUGAAGCGUUCGCUCUACGCGCUCUUCUCUCAGUUCGGUCAGAUAAUUGACAUUGUGGCGAUGAAGACCAUGAAGAUGAGAGGACAGGCUUUUGUCGUCUUCAAAGAGCUCGCUGCCGCCACCAACGCACUGAGGCAACUGCAGGGCUUUCCUUUCUACAACAAGCCCAUGAGGAUACAGUACGCAAAGACCGACUCUGAGGUCAUUGCCAAGGUGAAAGGCACGUACGGUGACAAGGAGAAAAAGAAAGAUAAGAAGAAGAAAGCUCAGGAGCAGCCGGCAGUUAGCCUAAUGAAGAAGCCAGCAGCGGCUUCAGCAGCACCUGUGCACUCCGCUGCAGUACAGGUGCCAGACAACCCACCAAACUACAUCCUGUUCCUCAACAACCUGCCUGAAGAGACCAAUGAGAUGAUGCUCUCCAUGCUGUUCAACCAGUUUCCUGGAUUCAAAGAGGUGCGGCUCGUCCCGGGGAAACACGACAUCGCCUUCGUGGAGUUUGAAAGCGACACGCAGGCGGGCGUUGCUAAAGACGCACUGCAGGGCUUCAGAAUCACAGCGACCUGCGCCAUGAAGAUCACCUACGCCAAGAAGUAGUUUGAUCACUGGACACAGAGAGACUCUGAGUGGGAGGGGGGUCGGUCCCUGGAUUUCCGUUGUGUUUCCAGAUCCUUUUGGUUUUUGUAAAUCUGACAGGUUUUUUUUUUCAUUAACGAGGCCGAGCAAGAAAUCUCCGGCCUUCAUCUUGUUUUGUAAAAUAAAAGGUUUUUUCAUAA